Malurus melanocephalus (red-backed fairy wren) is the source of this 3599-nucleotide messenger RNA. RefSeq names its product A disintegrin and metalloproteinase with thrombospondin motifs 3-like. NCBI's taxonomy places the organism in Eukaryota, Metazoa, Chordata, Aves, Passeriformes, Maluridae. Gene Ontology annotation, molecular function: metalloendopeptidase activity. The transcript has 18 exons. Gene Ontology annotation, cellular component: extracellular matrix. Gene Ontology annotation, biological process: proteolysis; extracellular matrix organization. The record is from RefSeq and is a predicted model, not a curated record. The annotation marks the transcript as partial.
CCUGUCCUUGCAGGGUCCCUCCUGUCGGGUCUGGGAGCACUGAGCUCCCUGCACGUGGAGCAGCAGCUGAACCAGAGCCUGCGGCGGCGCCGCCACGCCGGAGACAACGACCACAACAUCGAGGUGCUGCUGGGGGUGGACGACUCUGUGGUCAGGUUCCAUGGCAAAGAACACGUCCAGAACUACCUCCUGACCCUCAUGAACAUCGUGAAUGAGAUUUACCACGACGAGUCCCUGGGUGUUCACAUCAACGUCGUGUUGGUCCGAAUGAUCAUGCUGGGCUACGCAAAGUCCAUCAGCCUGAUCGAGAGGGGGAACCCGUCACGCAGCCUGGAGAACGUGUGCCGCUGGGCCUAUCAGCAGCAGAGAGCAGACCCCAGCCAUGCUGAGCACCAYGACCAUGCCAUCUUCUUAACCAGGCAAGAUUUUGGGCCCGCUGGUAUGCAAGGAUAUGCUCCUGUGACAGGCAUGUGCCACCCGGUCCGGAGCUGCACCCUCAACCACGAGGACGGCUUCUCAUCAGCCUUUGUUGUUGCUCAUGAGACUGGGCAUGUGCUGGGCAUGGAGCACGAUGGGCAAGGGAACAGAUGUGGGGACGAGACGGCGAUGGGCAGCGUCAUGGCCCCCCUGGUGCAGGCUGCCUUCCACCGCUACCACUGGUCCCGCUGCAGCGGCCAGGAGCUCAGGAGAUACAUCCACUCUUAUGACUGCCUUCUCGAUGACCCUUUUGAGCAUGACUGGCCCAAGCUCCCCGAGCUGCCAGGCAUCAACUAUUCCAUGGAUGAGCAGUGCCGCUUCGACUUCGGYGUGGGCUACAGGAUGUGCACAGCAUUCCGAACCUUUGAUCCCUGCAAGCAGCUGUGGUGCAGCCAUCCUGAYAACCCCUACUUCUGCAAGACCAAGAAAGGACCUCCCCUCGAUGGCACAGAAUGUGCCCCAGGRAAAUGGUGCUACAAGGGUCACUGCAUGUGGAAGAACACCAACCAGCUGAAGCAGGAUGGACACUGGGGGCCCUGGACCAAGUUUGGCUCCUGCUCACGGACCUGUGGGACCGGGGUUCGCUUCCGCACGCGCCAGUGCAACAACCCAAUGCCCAUCAAUGGAGGUGACGACUGCUCCGGGGUGAAUUUUGAGUUCCAGCUGUGCAGCACCGAGGAGUGUCCAAAGCACUUUGAGGAUUUCAGGGCUCAGCAGUGCCAGCAGCGCAAUUCCCACUUCGAGUUCCGGGGCAGCCGACACCACUGGCUGCCCUACGAGCACCCCGACCCUCCCAGGAGGUGUCACCUGUACUGCCAGUCCAGGGAAACRGGGGAUGUGGCUCACAUGAAACAGCCAGUGCACGACGGGACUCGCUGUUCCUACAAGGAUCCCUACAGCAUCUGUGUCCGUGGRGAGUGUGUGAAAGUGGGCUGUGACAAGGAAAUUGGCUCCARCAAGGCCGAGGAUCAGUGYGGGGUCUGCGGCGGGGACGAUUCCCACUGCCGGACGGUGAAGGGGACCUACACCCGCACUCCCAAAAAGCUUGGAUACCUUAAGAUGUUUGAUAUCCCUCCUGGGGCUCGCCAUGUGUUUAUUCAAGAAGAUGAGGCCUCUCCUCACUUUCUUGCAAUCAAGAACCAGGCUACAGGACACUACAUCCUGAACGGGAAAGGGGAGGAGGCCAGAUCCCGAUCCUUCAUCGACCUGGGCGUGCAGUGGGACUACAGCAUCGAGGAUGACACUGAGACCCUGCACACGGACGGGCCCCUGCACGACGCCGUGGUGGUGCUGAUCAUUCCUCGGGGGAACGACACCAGGUCCAGCCUGACUUACAAAUACAUCAUCCACGAGGAUUCGGUGCCCACCAUCCACAGCAACAACGUGCUGCGUGAGGACAUGGACACCUUCGAGUGGGCCCUGAAGAGCUGGUCCCAGUGCUCCAAACCCUGCGGUGGAGGGUUCCAGUACACCAAGUAUGGGUGCCGCAGGAAGAGUGACAACAAGAUGGUUCAUCGAAGCUUCUGUGAAGGCAGCAAAAAGCCAAAGCCCAUCCGUAGGAUGUGCAACUUGCAGGAGUGCACAGAGCCCCUCUGGGCAGCAGAUGAGUGGGAGCACUGCACCAAAAGCUGUGGCAGUUCUGGCUACCAGCUGCGCACGGUGCGCUGCAUCCAGCCCCUCCCAGACGGCACCAACCGCUCCGUCCACGCCAAAUUCUGCAGCGGCCACCGCCCYGAGAGCCGCCGGCCCUGCAACCACGUGCCCUGCCCCGCGCCCUGGAAAGCCGGGCCCUGGUCCCAGUGCUCGGUGACCUGCGGGGAGGGGACCGAGAGCCGGCAGGUGCUGUGCCGYGCCGGGGACCGCUGCGAGGGGGAACGGCCCGAGUCUGUCAGAGCCUGUAAACUCRCUGCCUGUGAUGAUGAGCCCUGCCUGGGAGACAARUCCAUCUUCUGCCAGAUGGAAGUGCUGGCCCGCUACUGCUCCAUCCCUGGCUACCACAAGCUGUGCUGUGAGUCGUGCAGCCGGCGAAGCAGCGGCUUCCCAGCACCCGGAGGGGCCGGCACCGAGGGGGACGCGCCACUGGAYCCUGUGCCCACGCCUGUGGUGUCCCCCCAGGCUCAGCUGGUGCCCGGGAGCAGCUCUGCAGGCCGGCUGCCUUUGGAAGCACAGGAAUCGGAGCGGCACAGCCCACCAYCCAGCCCCCUGCCCAAAGGUGCGGCCGUUCCGCGCUGGAGAGCUCCUCUGGCCGCCAAGACUUCCCAGCUGCUGGCUUUCCUGCAGCGCUGCCCUGCCAACAGCAGCAGCCCCAGCACUGGCAGCGCCCUGGUGCCAGCAGAGGACACUCACAGGACUGCCAGCAAGGGCCAGGAGCGCAGGGGACAGCCAUGGCCCCCGAGGGUGGCACCUGUGGAACGAUGAGCSAGGAGCACAGCCACAGCCUGGGACUCCCUGAGCUCUGGACACUGCGGAGCGCGCUGCGUGCCACGGGCACCACGCUGCAGGGCACGGCUCGUCCCCUGGAAAUACAAAGGACAAGAAGUGCUGGUUCACUUUCUGGUGCUCCUGGCCUCCUCCUGCCCCGCAUUCCCCGGCYGGCUGGGACACGCAGAGGAAACACCCAAUGAGUGGGAGUCGCAGAGGGCUCCGUCCAGCUCUGGCCCAGAAGUUAGCCCUAACCUCAGCACUGCCUGUGCUUUUGGGCUCUGAGCACUCAGCUGCAGGAAACGCCCCACUGCAGGCAGGAGCAGACACGGACACUCGAAACACUUGCCACGGAUGAAACACUUGCACAGAGACUCAUUUCUCCCUAGAAACCAGCACCGUGGCAACUGUUGGAUACAUCCAGGAAAUUGGGGUUUUUGUAAGAGUUUUGUGUUGUCCCACAACUGUUUACCKGUGUUGUUCCAUCACCAGGUGCCAGCUGUCGAGUUCUGCCCUAUCAGCAUUCCAAGAGCUGGUGUUUAAAGAGGUAUUAACAUAAAAAGUGGACUUCCAUUUGCAUAGGAAUUUCAUUGCUGGCAUUAGGAAAGGAUUGGUAGUGUUUUGGAUAUCAUCAAUGUGAUGCUUUGUACAAAUCUGUGGGUACUGCAAGUGCUGUCCUGGUCCUGCUCCAAAGGGGUUCU